Molecule: messenger RNA, 4392 nt
Organism: Penicillium brasilianum
Lineage: Eukaryota; Fungi; Ascomycota; Eurotiomycetes; Eurotiales; Aspergillaceae
Source: the annotation of a GenBank genome assembly
CGCGCCCCGAUGAUAUCAGGUGAGCUGAGCCUCUGCUUCUCCUCAUGCACCUUCGAGCCAACAACAGUUAGCAACCGCGAAGAAAACUUGAUCAGAUUCGGCCAUCAUUUGGCCUAGCUAUGUUCCGGCCGAUUUCACGAUGACGAGGCUCCGCGGAGCUUCCCUCGACGGUCCGAACACGGCUCAGCCGGGUGGUAGCGAGCGAUCUCAAUACACUCGAUCCAAGAUCCCGCCAAAUGCGCCGGACGUUAUCGUACAAAACACCGUCGAAGUCACGGACCCUUCUCGGGUCCUACCGUGGUAUCGGGAUGAGCGCCGGAGGCGAUUCAAUAUACUAGUGCGAAGGUACAAAAAUCAACUGCUACAUGGAUGUGAUGACCCAGGAUGCCGUACCCCAACCUGCGCCAGCCGACGUCGGAGAGUCAGCGAAGGCCCGUAUCGCCGAUACACUGAACUUAGCGCGCGAACUCUAGCCUGUUACCUCGCUAGUCAGGAUGAUCCAGAAAGCGGCUUGUGCUGCAAUAAACCCCGGUACUCAUCCGAAAUGACGAUUCACGACUAUCACCGUAUCUCGCUCCAGCGAUCUCGAGCCUUCCAAGCGCAUGCUGUCGCUGUUCCUACAGAGGCAGAGCGCCGCUAUUCCCAAGCCCUACGAGAACAAGCAGACAAUUUUCAUCACAAAAUACCCGCGGACACAAAUGAACAGGCCGGAGCAUCGGCUCUUUCUAGAGGUAUCUCAGAAACGACGUUCGAUGCCGCGCAGCCGAGCACUUCCAAUUUUCAAGACCUUGACUACGUUGCCGAACAACCUCUCAAAGAUCCUAAAUCCUUUACCCAAUAUCUCUUUGAUACGUUGUCAUUACGCAUGGUGGAGUGGCUCCCACUGCGACGUGCAGCCGAGAAUUUGCAGCCGCCUCGGAGUCAAUUGAUGAGCCACCCGGAAAGCAAUGAGACGCCAAAUCAUGCAAAGAGACAAGACAAAGGAGCAGACAAGCUGAAAACAGAUGCCAGCCAGGUCGCCCCUUCGAAUACGAGGAGCUCUUUACCGCGCACUCCUUCAUCUCGAACCUCCGGAAUGCAACCCUCGGCCGUGGAGCUCACUUUUCAAAACCAGCAUGUCAAGCGACUGUCGCUUCCUGAAGCGGAUACUUGGCGACAGUCACCUCGAUCUAGCCUAGAAGAAAAGAAGCGACCAGAGUACAAAAGUCACAAACUGUCAAUGAACGCGCAUCUCGCUUCAAACGAGUUUACCACCAUGCCAUCGCCGCCGGCAUUGAAACACCGCCCCCAGAAACAUCGCGGGAGAGCGGGGGACUUGGACAAACCACGGUCUAAAGAUCACCCCAAGAAUCGACGCCGUGUAUCAUGGGACAGUGAGAAGCUAUUGACUGAGACGACCAUCGGCGCAAGCACGGAAAACCUUCAACCACCUCCUCCACAGUCGGACAUCGAUAUCGACACCCCAACAAAUCGUAAACCGAAGACGAGUUCCAUGCGCCGCACGGAAAAUGUGGCCCCACUGGCCCAGUCGAUUUCCCAUUUUACGCCGGAGAUUAUCGAUGGUCUUAGUCAAGUCAUGUUUUCUUCCGAAGAAGAUGCAGAGGCGUGGCGGGAGGAGCUUGACCACAUACAGUCCAUGGGAAGCUUUGACAACCCUGAUUGGAAAUUUGCAACGCCUCGCCAGCGCCAGGUCUUCCCUUUUAUCGCCCAGAGUGCGUAUUUCAUAUUCAGCAAUACCGGGCAGAUUCUACUGUCUUUCGGGAGAGAUGCUCUAGAACUCGAUACAUCAGCCAACAAGAUGAAUCAACGCCUGGAUAUGUCAAAGCUUCAGGGGUCUCUGCAGCGGCUUUUCACUAUUUGCCCAUGGGACAUUGCUUUGCACAGCUUGUGGAGUUCGCUGGACAAGCUUUUCCUGCCGCCGAACGACCUAGCCUCCUCUGGGCGACCUUCUCGUCGUUCGUCUCGGAGCUCUACUAUGACAAGUUCCGCUCCCCCCGUGGUGCGGCGACUCUCCGAAUCCGCCAAUAAUGAGCACUUGUCUGACGCAGAUGCUGCUUAUAUUGCCACCGUUGCUUUCUUUGUCUUGGUCAGCUCAGUUCCGGAUCUUGACAUCAGCACGUGGCGUGGGAUUCUGCGGAUGCGGGCUGCUGGAACUGUCGCCUCCUCUGCUGACAUGCAAAAGCUGUCUCCUGAACAUGCACAGCAAGCAGUGGAAGCCACCGACAGACUUGAACAUGAACUAGGCCUCCGCUUGAUCAGUCGUCUUGUCCGUGCUCUCGCCGCCAGACUCGCCUAUCAUGAGAUAUCCAAAGCUCGGCAAGUGUACAGCCUUGAUCUACCCAAACAACGAAGAGUCAAUGUGCUCGAUCGCAUCAUGGAUCAUUUCAGCGAGCAACGACCACGGAAACUCUUGGAGACCGAAGACUCAUCUUCUCACUCCGCUUGGCCUAUUCCUCUCAUUGUUGAGUGGCUCCGAACGCUUUUUCUACGCGAAUGGGACGGUAACCCGGAAAUGGCCCGCAGCAGUGCGGCUGGAGGCGCGGUGCAGAUACUGGCUUUGAUGUACAAAGAACGACAUCGCCUGGGUCUUCUGCCUGAGGACUUUCACACUCCCAUUCUCACUGAGCGGCUGGACCCUCUGGAGAUGCCCGUUGCAUGGUUGGGGAACCUCUCGAACAACCGUACGAUGCACCUUCUCUCAUAUCCAUUCCUCUUCCCGCCGUCGUACCUGGUCAUAUACUUUAGAGCCCUCAAUUACUCGGCGAUGUCCAAGUAUUACGAGGCUGCGAUGACUACCACGCGUCACAUUACACAGUCUGCAUUCAGCAGUAUUACGAUUGCAGAUGAGGCCGCGCUUCUAAGUCGCAUGAAGACCUCCAUGUCCACCUAUCUGGUUUUGGUGGUUCGGCGAGAUAGUGUCUUGACCGAUGCUCUCAACCAGCUCUGGCGUCGAGAGAAGCGAGAGCUCAUGCGCCCGCUCAAGGUGCAGAUGGGCAUGGACGAGGGCGAGGAAGGGUUGGAUCACGGUGGUGUCCAGCAAGAGUUCUUCCGUGUUCUCAUGGGCGAAGCUUUGGAUCCAUCCUACGGCAUGUUCAUGGCGGAUCCCCGGCAUCAUGUCUCCUGGUUCCAACCCUGGUCUUGGGAACCGCUUUACAAAUUUGAGCUACUUGGGCUGCUGAUGUCUAUAGCCGUAUACAAUGGUCUCACGCUGCCCAUCAACUUCCCAGUGGCAUUCUAUCGCAAGUUGUUGGGUCUGAAAGUCAAACAUCUUGACCAUAUUCGCGACGGCUGGCCUGAGCUCACUCAGGGUCUGGAGUCCCUCCUCACCUGGAGUGAUGGCGAUGUGGGUGAUGUCUUCAUGCGCACGUACGAAUUCAGCUUCGAGUUUUCGGGCUGCGUGGAGACAGUUGACAUGCACAAGAUUGGUCGUGACGAAGUUUGGCCUGUCUCCAAAGCAGCGCGUUCAGACACCGCCGAUCACGAAGCUGUGCGCUCGGACGGCUCUCAUUACUUUGAUUCAGAGACGGGUUGCCCGCAAUCUUCAAUCGCAGCAGAAGCGUCUCAUCACGCCUCUACCGCUUCCAAUCCGGCUAACCCCGCUGAAUCCAUUCGGUCUUUGCCUCCGCUGUCGCCAAACGCUCCUUCUAUCGAAGCGCCUCUCGUGACAAAUGAGAAUCGCAAUCAGUUCGUCAAAGAUUACAUCUUUUGGCUCACCGACAAGUCGAUCAGGCCGCAGUUCGAGGCUUUCCUGCGAGGCUUCCACACCUGCCUGGAUCGCUCAGCCCUAUCAAUCUUUACGCCCGAAGCACUCAAGACCGUCGUCGAAGGGAUUCAAGAAAUCAACGUGGCAGAACUGGAGCACCAUGCUCGGUAUGAGGGCGGUUUCGGACCCACUCACCGAGUCAUCCGUGACUUCUGGAGUGUGGUCCAGCAAUAUCCGCUCGAGAAGAAGGCACAGCUUUUGGAAUUUGUCACCGCCAGCGACCGAGUUCCCGUCAACGGUAUCUCGAGCAUUAUGUUCGUGAUUCAGAAGAACGGUGUUGGAGAUUUGCGCCUGCCGACCAGUCUGACAUGCUUCGGUCGUCUACUGCUUCCCGAGUACUCCUCGAAAGAAGCACUGGCCGAGAAGCUGGACAAGGCACUUGAAAAUGCGCGAGGAUUCGGCGUUGCAUAAGGAGGCUUUCAUUUAGAUCAACACUGUUGGUCGUAUCUAUACAUACCCAUUUCCUCGUUAUUUAGUUCCUUCGGGAAUGAAAAAAAGCUUUCCCUUGAAGAAGGCAACGAUUGUAAAGCACACUUAUUCGUACGGCGCAAAUGUAUUAAACGGAAUUCUCAAAGAGAUGGCGGCGAAGCUUCCAGCCAGAUUAAUAAGUUCUUUCAUAAGACGGACAG